GCGACAAUCGCCUUUUCCCGAAUGCUGUCCGUUGCUCGCAUCCCCCGUAACAUCUCCUCCUACAUUCAGCUCACCAGCCUUUGAUCUGAUCCGAUCUGAUCUGAUCUGACCCAAUCUGAUCGGAUGUGUCAGAGCCACGUUUGAUCCUGUUAGAAAAAAAAGGCAUCGCUCUGUUUUCUUUUAUUUUUUUUAUGCAUUAAUUAUCAGGACGGAGCCAGGGUGGUGUCACGGUACUACAAUGAUUGAAAGACCAGACUCGGCUGUUUCCAGCGUUGCGCAGAGGAAUUUGGAGGGAUAUGUGGGAUUUGCCAACCUGCCCAACCAAGUUUACCGCAAAUCAGUCAAAAGAGGCUUCGAGUUUACACUCAUGGUUGUAGGUGAGUCUGGAUUGGGCAAAUCGACGCUCAUCAACUCGCUCUUUCUGACCGACCUGUACUCCAAAGACUAUCCCGGACCUUCCCAGAGGAUCAAAAAGACAGUGCAGGUGGAGCAGUCCAAAGUGCUGAUUAAGGAGGGGGGAGUGCAGCUCACACUCACCAUAGUGGACACACCAGGGUUCGGUGAUGCUGUGGACAACAGCAACUGUUGGCAGCCAGUGAUCAACUACAUCGACAGUAAAUGCGAGGACUUCCUGAAUGCAGAAUCACGUGUCAACCGGAGACAAAUGCCAGAUAACCGAGUGCACUGCUGCCUGUACUUCAUCGCCCCCUCUGGUCAUGGCUUAAAGCCUCUGGAUAUCGAGUUCAUGAAGCGUCUACACGACAAAGUCAAUGUCAUCCCGCUCAUCGCGAAGGCCGACACUCUCACACCGGAGGAGUGCCAGCAGUUCAAGAAACAGAUUAUGAAAGAGAUUCAAGAGCACAAAAUUAAGAUUUACGAGUUUCCCGACACAGAGGAGGACGAGGACAGCAAACUCAUCCGCAAGAUAAAGGAGCGGAUGCCUCUGGCUGUAGUGGGCAGCAACGUGGUGGUCGAAGUGAACGGCAGGAAGGUCCGAGGGCGUCAGUACCCCUGGGGUGUGGCAGAAGUGGAGAACGGCGAGCACUGUGACUUUACUGUCCUACGAAACAUGCUCAUCAGAACUCACAUGCAAGACCUGAAGGAUGUGACUAACAACGUGCACUACGAGAACUACCGCAGCAAGAAGCUGGCCGCAGUCACCUGCAAUGGAGUGGACGCCAGCAAGAGUAAAGGCCAACUGACCAAGAGCCCACUGGCUCAGAUGGAGGAAGAGCGGAGGGAGCACGUGAUGAAGAUGAAGAAGAUGGAGGGAGAAAUGGAGCAGGUGUUUGAGAUGAAAGUCAAAGAGAAGAAACAGAAGCUGAAGGAUUCUGAGGCUGAGCUGGAGAGGAGACAUGAGCAGAUGAAGAGGAACCUGGAGGUGCAGUAUAAGGAGCUGGAGGAGAAGAAGAGGCAGUUUGAGGAAGAGAAGGCAAACUGGGAGGCACAGCAACGUCUGCUGGAGCAGCAGAAACUCGACGCCUCCAAAACCAUGGAGAAGAACAAGAAAAAAGGGAAAAUCUUUUAACGAGGUCAGCGUCCUUUCCCUCUGCUUUCAGUACCACACGCUCCUUUUUAAACUCCCUGCUCGCAUGAUUAUGACCCCCAUAUUGCACACACAUGCCCCCCCCCCCACACACACACACACACACACACCCACACACACAAAAGUCACAUACUUACUUAACUUGCACCCACAUUUGUUGUGGAACAUUCCAGACGCAUGAUUUUAUUUUAUUUUUGUAGAUUAGUAUCACAGCUCCGUAACUCUGGUUAAGUGAUGUGAGGCGCCCUCUUGUGGACCCCGACUGUUACUGCACUCACUGCUGUGCGUAUCCUAGGUAUUAAUGACGAAGAGAAUUUAAUUUACUAGUUCUCUGAUAGCUAAUAGCAAGCCUGGUCAUUCUGUUUCAAACACACACACACACAUACACACACAUAUAUCCGUUCUCAAAACUCGGAACUAUGAGUAUGUACUCAGGAGACCUGAGCUUUAAUAUUGACCCAAUUUGAUCAUGUAGACAGUAGUGUGUGUGUGUGUGUGUGUGUGUGUGUGUGUGUGUGUGUGUGUGUGUGCGCGAACAUAUAGUAUAGAUGUACAUAUUAGAGCCCUAGACAAGCUCACAUUGACUUUAUUCAUGUUUUUCAAAGAUAUUUCUUCAGUCUGUGCUAAUAAAGUACAUAUUUUAUCUUGAUAUGGUAUAGUGCAUAUUAAAAAAAGAAAAUUCAAAAGUCACUGCAUCGUCACGUUUAAUUACAUACAAGUAAAUUUUAUUUGUAAAUCUACUCCUUCUACAACGGUGACAUUUUUUAAAGCCUUACUUGCUUUAAUAAAUCUCCCUAAAUACAUACAUAGUCAAAUAUAAAAGGGUAAGCUGCCUAGCUAAUGUGUUUGCAGAGAAAAUUGCCUAGCUAGCUUUAGCUAAUCAUCUUUUGAGUAAUUUAAGUUUUAAAACAAUGAAAAAUUCAUUUACUAUCAUGUUCUGUUAACUAAGAAAAAGCUAUAGAUCGAGUGAGAGAUUACCUUGAAUAUGACAAAUGUAUGUAAUAUUUCUAAUUAUGAAAUGAGUAUAAAUCAAAUAUAUAAUUUUCAACCUGUUUUAAGUGCUUUUACUCUGUUAAAGCUUUAAAUCUUCUUAUAAUUUUGGCAGAUUUGUUUGUUUCUUUAUUGAAAGCAUUUUCUAAAAUUAGAAAAAAAUGAUUGAUCUGCCUAUUCAACCUUAAUAAUCUGUAGAAGUAGUUUUAAUGCAGUAUAUUUGGUUUAUUGUAAUUUUAUAAUAGGAAAUAUUAACUACAUUUGAUUACAUGUAAAAUAUUUUCAUUGGCUAAGUUUCUUUUUUUUUCUCUUUUUUUAAGUUGCUCUAAUAUGUACAGUUUAUCUGUAGUGUGUCGGUCCGUUCUGACGUUUUUUCUGCUUUUUUGGAGACAGAAAUCGGAACAAAGGGGCUUGAUGGACAGCUAAGAGGCGCUAAGAUUAGCUUCAGCUGGACGAAAGAGAGUAUUUACAGUAGUGCAGGCAGAUACUUGCAAAACACACACACACACACACACACACACACACACACACACACACAUUCAUAUACACUCACAAACCCACACACAGCUGCUAACGUCAGCUAGUGAAUCCGAGGAAUUUGUAAUGAGUAUUGGUGCAUUUGUCUGUACAGUUACACACACACACACACACACACACACACACACACACACACACACACACACACACACACACACACAGAUAUCCACUAUGCAAACGUAAACAGUUCUUCCGGCUAUCAGUUAGCGAAUGCUCACACUUGCAAAAAAAAAAUCUCAGAAGAACUAACAUCUAACAUUUCCUCAACUUUUAACAUUAGAACCCAACAUCAAUCCCCCCAACACACACACACACACACACACACUUUUGUUUUUAUAUGUAUUCUGUUUUCAUCAUAGUGUUUUUUUUUCCCUUGCAUUUUAUGAUUGUCUAUUCUGUCCAUCCUAACUGUACAUUAUUACUAUUAAAGAUGAGACGGUGAUGCUAAA
Molecule: messenger RNA, 3522 nt
Organism: Ictalurus punctatus (channel catfish)
Lineage: Eukaryota; Metazoa; Chordata; Actinopteri; Siluriformes; Ictaluridae
Gene: septin15
Product: septin 15
Exons: 13
Coding region: 239-1528 (429 amino acids)
Biological process (GO): cilium assembly; cytoskeleton-dependent cytokinesis
Cellular component (GO): septin complex; microtubule cytoskeleton; cell division site
Molecular function (GO): GTP binding; molecular adaptor activity; GTPase activity
Source: RefSeq, a predicted model, not a curated record